AUGAACGAAGCGGGUGGCGCGGACGCGCCACCGCCCAUGGAAGCGAUUCACCCGACGCUCUCAACAGACACAAUAGACAACGACACCAGCUCCGUUGCGCAGAUGACAACGUACGUGACGGACCCGACGCAGUUCCUGUUCAACUUCCCGAAUGACAAGUCGUUCACGACGCAUGUGCCUGCCAGCCUCUUUGACGAAUGCGUGUCUGUGCUGAAGCGCACAGUGCAGUGGCGCGUCUCGUCGACACGGUACAACGGCGCGCUGCCACACGGGCGCCGCUACGCGUGGCGGAAGCACUACGUAUGUGACCACUCUGGAAAGCCGCGCGACCGCCGCGAUCCGAAUCUGGCACCAGGGAAGCGACGUUCGCGGCGAGCUUCGAUCAAGAUUGGCUGCCCCGCCUCGUUCACCGCGACACAGGAAGUCGGCAGCGACACGGUCGUGAUGGUGUGUCGCUUCCAGCACCAGGGGCACACUGUGAACACGCGCGAGUACUGGGCCAACAGUCGCAUCCCCGAUAAUGUGCGUGAAUGGAUCAAGGAGCGCGUAAGCGAGGGCCACGACCAGAAGGAGAUCGUGCAGAUGAUCCACGAGCAUCAGAAAAAUGCCGCCAACAUACCCCCUACGAGCCCCGCAUUCAUUCCGCCGGGCGUGCAGAUCACGAGGAUGGAUGUGUACAACAUCAUCAAGCGCCACAAGAACCUGCGUGCGCAGGAGCAGGACACGUCGAUGCAGCGAGCGCAUCGCGAGAGCGCCCCUUCCGGCGUAGACACAGACGCCCACGCACACCGCCUUGCGCUUGCCAUUGACCCGGCCACCGCCAAUGCGGCUGCCGCCGUCCCGCCUCCAGACCUGACGAUCGCAGACACACGGCGGCCCGACGAGGCACCGCCCCUGGACCCGUCGACAGCUCCAGCGCCCUACUCAAUGCUGCCAGCCACGCAGCUGACGACUGCCACGCCCGAGGAGGCCGUGAGCUUUGCACAGCAGUGGAGUGACCUGCUCGCGAACCUGCAGGCGCUCCAGCCACAAAUGAUGGAGUAUGCGCUUACAACGGGUACAACGCGUCAGGCCAAUACCACAGCUGAGUGGUCGCAGGCGAUUGCGCAGCUGACGCAAGCGUGGUACAUAGCGAGCAGCUUGGUCGACCGGCCCGGGCUGGCGCCGCCGCCCCCGUAG
Messenger RNA from Malassezia sympodialis ATCC 42132, 1179 nucleotides. RefSeq lists its product as uncharacterized. NCBI's taxonomy places the organism in Eukaryota, Fungi, Basidiomycota, Malasseziomycetes, Malasseziales, Malasseziaceae. The record is from RefSeq and is a predicted model, not a curated record.